CGCUCGCAAGGCUCGGUCGCGACUCGUAGCAGCAUGCCCGAGAAUCCUUCGACGUCAGCGCCUGCCGCGCCGGUCAUCUCGUCGCGCAUCCUCGGCCUCAAGUUCAUGCAGAAGCACCGCGCCUCCAAGGGCGAGCCCGCGGCGCCGCCCGAGUCGGCGCCGGUGGCCGAGCCGUCGUUGUCGUCGCCCGCGCUCUCUGGGCCGCAGGCCCUGCUCCAGUUCCGCGCCGGCCGCCGCUCGUACGGCGCCUUCAACCCAAAGCUCGAGGCGCGGCUCGCCGAUUUGGGCGAAAAGAAGCGGGCAGCCGCGGCGGAGCUGGAGGCGGCGGCGGCGGCGGCGACGCAGCGCGCGCAGCAGGAGGCGGCGGCUGCCGAGCUGCAGGCUGAGCGGGACGCGGAGGCCGCGGAGCGAGACGAGGCCGACGCUGAGAUGGCGGCGCGCUGCUGUAGAUUGCGGAGACCCGCGCGGUACCGCAAGUACGUCCCCGCUGGCGGCGUCGGGCGCGCCGGGCCGGCCUCUCUCUCGUCUCUCGCGCCGGACCUGCCGCCGAAGGAGCCUCCCGAGGUCUCGCGGCCGGUCCUCGUCACGGACGCACCGCUCGGCGCCGGCCGCGGCGGCGGCAAGCGCAAGGCGGAGGGCGGCGGCGGCGGCAGGAAAGGCGGCCCGUCCUCCGCCAAGGAAAGGCGACGGUGAUUGUGCCUUAAAGCCAUUUUCACAACCCCUGCCUAGACGAGUACAGCUAAACUUAAAACUAGAGUUGCUCGGCUCA
Emiliania huxleyi CCMP1516 is the source of this 769-nucleotide messenger RNA. RefSeq lists its product as hypothetical. The annotation marks the transcript as partial. The transcript is spliced from 4 exons. NCBI's taxonomy places the organism in Eukaryota, Haptophyta, Isochrysidales, Noelaerhabdaceae. The record is from RefSeq and is a predicted model, not a curated record.